Panicum virgatum (switchgrass) is the source of this 1791-nucleotide messenger RNA. Its product is annotated as protein NETWORKED 1C-like. Lineage: Eukaryota; Viridiplantae; Streptophyta; Magnoliopsida; Poales; Poaceae. The transcript has 3 exons. The coding region runs from base 501 to 1589 and encodes 362 amino acids. The record is from RefSeq and is a predicted model, not a curated record. Gene Ontology annotation, molecular function: actin binding.
CUCAUCAGCUGAGGCUGGGCUCCCUUUUCACGCACUUCCAGCACAGGCAAAAACUUGUCUUCCAGUACAGGCAGAGAGGAGAGAGGGCUUGUCACCCUGUUCACACUCCACAGUCUCCACAGAGAUCAAAAGGAGAGAGCUUCAUCAGGAAGGGCCACCCUUGCCCUGCAACUGCAAGAAGAAGAUAGUAGAGAGGAAGAAUGGCGGUCUCUCCUCCCCCUCCGUAGCUGCCCUCUUCAUUCUACUACAAUCUAAGCUGCUGCAGUAACCUCUUGCAUGCAGGAAGGCUGGCAGUGUUGCUAGGGCGUUCAUACCUCUGGAGCUGCUCGUGACAGACAGACAGACAGACAGGUGCCAUCGCCGCCCAUCGGACACCCACCACCUGGGGACAGGGGUGGAAGGGAAGCGAAGCGAGGCAGCGAGCUGCUGGCUCCUGCUGCAGACUGCGCAGCUCCAGGAUCGAAGAAAAACAAGGCGAAUCCCGUGAGGAGGUAGGCCUGAUGGCUAUGCUGCGGGAGUCGGCGGAGGAGCAGCAGACGCCGCCUGUGAGUGCGACUAGUGUGAGCUGCCGCCUGCCCACGUGCCCGCCUUGGCUGCAAGCGGCCAUCGCAGACAUCGAGCAGCGGGUGCGCGCGCUGGCCGUGGACGUGGACGACGCCGCCCCCGACCAUUCCUUCGCUGACCGCGCCGACCACUACUAUCAGAAGCGGCCGCAGCUGCUGGCGCUCCUCACCGACCUCCACCACCGCUACCUCUGCCUCGCCGACCGCUACGCCCAGUCCGUCGCCAAGCACAAGCAGCGGCUUCAGCCUCACCCUCACCACGCCGCCGCCGUCUCCGACUGCAGCAGCUGCUCCUCCGACGUCGACUCAUCCUCCGACGCCGACAGCUCGCUCUCCUUCCAGUUCCAGCACCCGCCGCCGGCGGCUCUCACCGAUGGAGAUGGCGAUGUUAACGCCGAGGCCGAGUUGAUCGUGGCGGAGCUGGUGCUGGCGUGGGUGGAACGGGGCAUCCUGGCGGACGAGGCCGAGCGCCGGCGCGCGGAGGCGGCGCGCAAGAUCGAGCUGCAGGGGAGCCUUGUGGAGGUGCUGGAGUCGGAGCGCCUGGUGCUUCUGGGCGAGAAUGCGCGCCUGGGGUUCCGCGCGUCGGCGGCCGAGGAGGAGGCCGCGGCGGCGGCGGCGGAGCUGGGGUACACGCGGCGGCGGGCCGCGGAGAUGGCGCGGCUGGUGGGGAAGCUGCGGGAGGACCACCGCGUCUGCAUGCUGGGCCGCAAGAUCGAGGCGCUGCAGGCGCAGAUGUACGGCCUCGAGGUCCGCAACCGGGAGUGCCACGUGGCCAUGGCCAAGUGGGACGCCGACCGCAAGGCGGCCGCCGCCGAGAUCCAGAGGCUGCGCGCCGAGAACCGGCGCCUGGCCGAGGAGGCCGCGGCGGCAGCGGCGCGGCGGAAGGGGUCGUGGUGGUCGAGGGUGCGGAUGGCGUCGGAGCGGACGCCGUGCGCCCCGGCGGCGGCGGUGAGGAAGGUCGGGCAGCAGAUGAAGGGGAAGGACGGCAAGUACUACGGCGGCGGCGGGUGCUUCUUCGGCAUCUAGAAGUAGACAAGGGCGGAAGGGUUCCAGUUCGGGUUCCGGUGAUAUCAUCGUGGUAGGAGUAUUAAUUAAUUAAUUAAUUACAGUGAUGCUAGCGGGUAACGGGGUAAAGUAUAUACUAUAAUGACGUACGUGUUUGUCGGUGUGCUGACCCGGAGGUCCGAACCUGACUAUAUUGAUGAUACUGCGUGUUCCUCGUCUCAAA